This is a messenger RNA of Macaca mulatta (Rhesus monkey), 5599 nucleotides long. NCBI's taxonomy places the organism in Eukaryota, Metazoa, Chordata, Mammalia, Primates, Cercopithecidae. The record is from RefSeq and is a predicted model, not a curated record.
GCUGGUCUCAAACUGGGCUCAAGCGAUCUCCUGCCUCAGCCUCCCAAAGUGGUGGGAUUACAGGCGUGAGCCUCCGAGCUCAGCCUUUAUAUAGGGUCAGUGUGUUAAGUACAACAUAUCAUCUAUGCUUAAUUUGUUGAAAGUUUUUAUAAUAAAGUUAUGUUGAAUUUUGUCAAAUACUCUCCCUGCAUCUAUUGAAAUGAUAAUACGGUUUUUGUCCUUCAAAAGCAGGAUUCCAGAGUCUAGAAUCAAUUCUGCCAAGUUGGCCAUGCCCCUUACAGAAUGCCACUUGGUAGGAGAGUGUGUGUUUCCCUGCAUCUUCACCAGCACUGGGUGUUAUGGUCGUGUCGGAUUUCUGCUGUGGUUCGCGGUGUGUGACGGGCCGUCACCUGCUUGCCCACCUGCUCACUCCUUGUCGCCCCCCCACCCACAUGUCUUUCAGCCCCGCCGCACCACCUGGGUCUCCACCAUGAACGGGCCUGCCCUGCAGCCCUCCUCGGCCUCCUCCCCGCCCUCGGCCUCCCCGGCGCCGGCCCCGCGGGGCUGGAGCGAGUUCUGUGAGUUGCACGCCGUGGCGGCGGCCCGGGAGCUGGCCCGCCAGUACUGGCUGUUCGCUCGCGAGCAUCCGCAGCACGCGCCGCUGCGUGCGGAGCUGGUGUCGCUGCAGUUCACCGACCUCUUCCAGCGCUACUUCUGCCGGGAGGUGCGCGACGGCCGCGCACCGGGCCGCGACUACCGGGACACAGGCCGUGGGCCCCCCGCCAAGGCUGAGGCGUCCCCGGAGCCAGGCCCCGGCCUCGCCGCCCCUGGCCUGCCCAAGGCCCGCAGCUCUGAGGAACUGGCCCCGCCGCGGCCGCCCGGGCCCUGCUCCUUCCAGCACUUUCGCCGCAGCCUCCGCCACAUCUUCCGCCGCCGCUCGGCCGGGGAGGUGCCAGCGGCCCACACCGCUGCCGCCGUCGGGACCCCCGGAGAGGCUGCUGAGACCCCCGCCCGGCCCGGCCUGGCCAAGAAGCUCCUGCCCUGGAGCCUGGCCCGGGAGCCGCCACCCGAGGCGCUGAAGGAGGCGGCGCUGCGCUACAGCCUGGCCGACGAGGCCUCCAUGGACAGCGGGGCGCGCUGGCAGCGUGGUAGGCUGGCGCUGCGCCGGGCGCCGGGCUCCGAUGGCCCAGAUGGCCCCGACCGCGUGCUGGAGCUCUUCGACCCACCCAAGAGUUCAAGGCCCAAGCUACAAGCAGCUUGCUCCAGCAUCCAGGAGGUCCGGCGGUGCACACGCCUUGAGAUGCCUGACAACCUCUACACCUUUGUGCUGAAGGUGAAGGACCGGACAGACAUCAUCUUUGAGGUGGGAGAUGAGCAGCAGCUGAAUUCAUGGAUGGCUGAGCUCCGGGAGUGCACAGGCCGAGGCAGGCUGGAGAGCACAGAAGCAGAGAUGCAUAUUCCCUCAGCCCUAGAGCCCAGCACAUCCAGCUCCCCAAGGGGCAGCACAGAUUCUCUUAACCAAGGUGCUUCUCCUGGGGGGCUGCUGGACCCAGCCUGCCAGAAGACAGACCAUUUCCUGUCCUGCUACCCCUGGUUCCAUGGCCCCAUCUCCAGAGUGAAAGCAGCUCAGCUGGUUCAGCUGCAGGGCCCUGAUGCUCAUGGAGUGUUCCUGGUGCGGCAGAGCGAGACGCGGCGUGGGGAAUACGUGCUCACUUUCAACUUUCAGGGGAUAGCCAAGGUAUGGGGCGGGGCAGGCAGGACCGUGCCACUCCUCUCCACUGGAGUUCAGGGUCCUAGAGGGACAGCCCGAAUCCACCAUCCUCUCCUCCCACAGCACCUGCGCCUGUCGCUGACCGAGCGGGGCCAGUGCCGUGUGCAGCACCUCCACUUUCCCUCGGUCGUGGACAUGCUCCACCACUUCCAGCGCUCGCCCAUUCCACUCGAGUGUGGCGCUGCCUGUGACGUCCGGCUUUCCAGCUACGUGGUAGUCGUCUCCCAGCCACCAGGUUCCUGCAACACUGUCCUGUUCCCUUUCUCCCUUCCUCACUGGGAUUCAGAGUUGGGCCUUCCCCACCUUAGCUCUUCUGGCUGUCCCCGGGGGCUCAGCCCAGAGGGUCUCCCAGGGCGAUCCUCACCCCCUGAGCAGAUCUUCCACCUGGUGCCUUCGCCCGAAGAACUGGCCAACAGCCUGCGGCACCUGGAGCCUGAGCCUGUGAAUCGAGCCCGGGACUCGGACUACGAAAUGGACUCAUCCUCCCGGAGCCACCUGCGGGCCAUAGACAAUCAGUACACACCUCUCUGACCAGAGAGGAAUUCCAGGCCUCAACAGCUGCCCUUGAGGAACACAGGCAGAAGUGUGAAUUUGUGAAUGUAAUUGAUCUUUCCUUCCUUCCAGAGAGAGAUUUAAGGGACACUGUUAACUGCUCAUGCCAGUUUGGACGUGACCCUUCUAUUAGGCCUGUUGAAGGGCCCUCCUGUAAGUUUCAUCUAUCACCUGGCUUUCUCCUUAUUGUUUACAGAUGUAGUUCUUGUUAGAGGAUGCCGCUAGCUCCUGCCCGGGGUCCCUAUGCCCAGUCCCUGUUACUCUUAGAGAAAGGAGUUGGGGUGAGGGCCAGAGCUGGCAGUGGAAACUUGUUCUCUUUUUCACUGACACUGUCACAGCAGAUGACAGACUUUCUACGGGAAGUGGGGGUCAUCAGGAAGCCCAGAACACUAAUAAGCGGUUCUCCCAUCUACCGUCAGUCCAUGUGGCAGGUCUACUGUGUCCAUGCCACAGAUGACCACACCUAAUCCUGCUUCUACUCUCAGCUUUAGGACAAAAGCUCUGUCAGAGGGACAAGCUGAAGGUCAAAAAUGAUUUUAAACAUUUUACCUCAGACUAAUUUCUUUAAAGGAUUCAGGUUCAAAACUAAACCACUGCUUAUUUCAGUGCACUGUUUCAACUAACACCCAUGCAAUUUUUGUAGUCGGAGAGAGCUAUGCAAACCCUACCUAAUUCACAGUCUGAGCCAGCACGCUGACUUGUCUACUGCAUCCUCGGGACAGUCACUGCUGCUGAGCGGCCACUGUCCUUCCUAAAUGUCAAGAAGUGAAGUAUGUCACCCUUUCAGGGAAAUUCAGGCAAUUACUGAAAUAGGGUGGCAAAGAACAGUUCUACCCUGGUGCCUUACGAACAAAAAACUGGAUUCUGGUUUACAGCAGCUUUACAGUGAUAGUUAACUGGGGUUGGGGGAAGAACAAGCCAAAAAGGAAGAAGGACUCCUGGGCCCUUUCUAGUAAAUCCUUCAACAACAAGGCUGGCUCGGUGCCCUCCAAGCAUCUAAUGGCUUAUUAAAUUAUCCCACAAGUGGGUUUUGGGCUCCUUUUUUGAGCCAAAAUGGAAGCUGGGAAUCUGGUGCCGUAACUAAUGAGAAACUCUUUUAAUAGCCCACAAUCAGUGUUCUGUUCCAGCUGGCUACUGCUUCAUUGGAUUGAGAAUGUAUCUCCAUGCACACAUGGGCGCACACAAUCUCCACCAUCCAGGGAGGUCCUGAAGUCAAAUCUCCAUCUAUACAAGUGAUACAAUUCAUGGCGGGCUGGCUCCUCCCAGAAUCUUUGUCUGGAGGCUCAGAAACAAGGGGGCAGUGACAGUGGAAUCAGCUGCUCUUGGGUGCCAACAGAGCCAUUCAGUACAACCCCCAGGCUCAUGGCUGUGGCUUCUAGGAAACUGGGAGUUUAGAUCAGCUUUACAGAUACAUCAAUCAGAGGCUAAAAUGAAACCUUGGCCUAAAACUCGCAGGACUGCCUGCCUGGGAGGAGGGCUAGGUCUGCUCCUUCUACUUAGUCUCUGUACUCCAAGAGGUCAGAUUUCUGCUUUUAGAAUUUUCUUUGGGUCUUUCAGAGGGUGGGGAAACAAACCCCUCUGCACCACUGUUUUUCUUUCUUUCUUUUUUUUUUUUUUGAGACGGAGUUUCACUCUUGUCAACCAAGCUGGAGUGCAGUGGUGCGAUCUUGGCUCACUGCAACCUCCACCUUCCUGGUUCAAGCAAUUCUGUCUCAGCCUCCUGAGUAGCUGGGAUUACAAGCGCCAGUCACCACGCUCGGCUAAUUUUGUAUUUUUAGUAGAGACAGGGUUUCGCCAUGUUGGCCAGGCUGGUCUCAAACGCUUGACCUCAGGUGAUCCAUCCACCUUGGCCUCCCAAAGUGCUGAGAUUACAGGCGUGAGCCACCAUGCCCAGUCUGUACCACUUUAGUACCAACACUCCUGGGUGAUUUCAUAGACCCUAAAGCAGACCUGACACUGAUCCAGAUUUGCAGUCCAUUUUUAAGGACACCUGUCUUUAUCUCCUCAAAGUCAAGCAGCUUUCUCUGGAAAAUGAAUGCUAACUAGUGUGAACCAAAAGAGUAAGUAAUAGUCUGAAGUUUUUUAAGGGAGAAAGCUCAAAAGUCAUUGGUUCUCCCCUCCGCACAGGGAAGAUGCCCAGUAGAUAAUGAACCAAAUUAAGUUCCUUCCCUCCAGCCAGAAGUUAAACAUCUGGGAUAUGACGUCUUCACACCAGGGGCACUCAUUUCUUAGCAGCCUCUCUACACACAUCUCUCAGGUGGUGCCAAGAGGCACACCACGUAGAGCAAACUUGGCAGCUCUAACAGGCUGCAAAGUACAACUUCAGAUUCCGUGGCAGAGAUUUGGAAAGCACCCACCUCCAGACUGCUUCCUUUCUAAACUCGUCCGAGUUACCAGGACAGCUCAAAUACAUGCUGACAAAAAACUCUCAUGGCCCUAGGAAGAAGUGACACUAAGCCAACGCCUUUUCUUUGUGCGGGAGCAGACCCAGCUGAUGAAGGGGUGGGCAGCAGUGUGGGGCAGGCACCCCACUGGCUGCAGCUAGCCCACCAUAGGCACAGCACAUCCCACCACUCUCCUUCUAGUCCCGACCAGGCCCCAGCCAGCAACUUCUACCGAGAGCCAUGGCUCAGCACCAAACUGGACAGUAGACAUCAUGAUCCCUCCAGUUAGCUCUAAAAUUACAGACCCCACCAGUAGAGCUUGACAGCUCCCGGCACCAUCACUUCCUUCAUCUGACUUUAUUGAACUUUUACAAACUAACAGUCACCAGCACCAAAGAAUUAAGUCAACUAACCUGCCUUGAAUUUUAGACCAGCAAUCCAUAUGGCUUUAUCUGGUAUAAAUCUUCUGCCUUUGAUCAUUUCUGGACCGUAGGAAAAAGGAAUAGCAAUCAUUAAAAUCUUGGGCCAGAGAACACUAUUUUUACAUAACAGUUUCUUAACCUAAAGUCAAGGCCUUGGACUCUUCCCUGAGGGUUGCCUGCGAUUCCUUCAUGCUUUCUAUUCAGGGCUAAGUCCCUUACUGCAAAUGUGUUAGCUCUAACAUCUCCCACAAGCUAGAGGAACUUGCGAGUAUAUUAACAAGGACACAUCUGACAUCCUGUAUUUGGUUAGAAUAUACAGCACAUUGUGAUAACAAAGUGGAUUCAUCUUGUAUCAUUAUAGGCAGAAGGUAUUUGGCAAAUUUUUAUGUAUUGUUUUAUGUACUGUACAAGUAACUUAUUCUUGAAUAAUGCAAAUUUUGCUAUAAUGUACAAAUUGCUAUAUGUGAAUUAAAAAGUUUUCAGAAUCUUGA